This is a messenger RNA of Cannabis sativa, 4009 nucleotides long. RefSeq names its product protein COFACTOR ASSEMBLY OF COMPLEX C SUBUNIT B CCB4, chloroplastic. Lineage: Eukaryota; Viridiplantae; Streptophyta; Magnoliopsida; Rosales; Cannabaceae. Gene Ontology annotation, biological process: cytochrome b6f complex assembly. The transcript has 7 exons. The record is from RefSeq and is a predicted model, not a curated record. Gene Ontology annotation, cellular component: chloroplast. Bases 73 to 978 code for a protein of 301 amino acids.
GGAUUAUGUGGAUGUGAUAGUCAUACAUAAAAAGUACAAGCUCAACAACUUUUUAAUUAAAAAGAAAUUUCAAUGGAAGCGGGAACAUUCCUUCAAACCAACCUUCCAUUUCAAUGGAGUCUUAAUCCUAAACGCCCUCUCCCUCAUCGUCUCCAUAGAACUUUCCCGCGCUUCAUUAGGGCUUCUUCUACCUCUGCGAAUUCAGAGGGACGUUAUAGAGGGCCAAAGCCGGGAAGGGACUGGGUCGCCGAGUGGGUCUCCAAUAACGACGACGUUGUUCGGAGUUUUCCCAUUUACGCCGGAGGAUUUUCUCUCUUGGCUGUUCUACUUAACCGAACAGUUUCGGGGAUUGCUCCAGUCGCUGAUGCCAGCAGUUCACAGUCAAGGGCUGAUUUAUUGACGCUUGGAUUGGCUGUAACCAAUAUUCUUGCUGGUCUGGUAUGGCUCUCUAUCAGACCGAAACCUGUUUUUAAGGUAAAUCCUGAUGGAAUCGAAUGCCGUGUAGGUAAUCCGGAUCUCCCAAAUUCUGUAGUUUCAGAGUUACUAUGGACAUGGGAAUCUUUUUCAGAUGUUACUUGCUGCAGGUCUCUUGUUGUGGUUUACAAUGGCAGUUGUAUCCUUCAAAUUGGCUGUGCAGCUGAAUAUUUGAAAGACAAUGGAAAGGCUGUAUCUGUGGAUGCUGGUAAAUUGAUGCAAGGAUCGCUUUGUCAAGGUGUAAUGAAAUCAGGAGCUCAGAGCUACUUGGCCAACUUAUCGCUGUAUCCUGGAAAAUCGGAGCUUCCAUUUUUGCCAUCCAAUACACAGGCAGUCAUUUUGCAGCCACUUGGAGACAAAGGGAUAGCAAUAGUUGGCGGUGAUACAAUUAGGGGUUUCACGACCUCUGAUCAGGCGUGGAUAUCAUUGAUUGCGGAGAAAUUGGAUGCUACUUUGGCAAAAUGUUUCGACAACGUGGCUUUUUCUCUGCUAGAUCAAGUUUGAAAGCAAGCACAGCAAGUUUAGCGCAGGGCACUUAUUAUAUCAUAUUUAACUAUGUUUAUAAAAGGCAUAUUAUGUUGUACAGCCUUAUUAUAUGUAAAUGCUCUAUAUUAAUCUAUCAAAAGGUAGCGUAUGUUAUUAUUUAUCAUUUGUUUAUAUCGAUAUGUUACUCGGAAUAUACUGUAUUAUGUCAAACACAUGUAAAUUUAAUGCAUUUUGUAUAUAGCAUGUGCAGUUAUGAUGGAAGAAAAACAUACUGCGUAGAUUCUGUUGGCAGUUUAAACAUACCAUUUGCAUUGUGAUUUGUAUUACUUUAUUCUUUCAAUCUCUUAAAUGCAAAGUUUGCACAUGCAUACAUAACUACGCUAAUGAAUAUCUAAUAGAUUGCAUGUGGAUUUCGUGAUCAGUCCCGAUAAGAUUUAAUACAAUUAGGUCAUAUAAUCCGAAUGAAUACCGACCAAACUAUAAUUUUCCCCGUAACAUGAUGUUUAACGCUCCCACCUAUUUGUCAUUCGGAACUGCAGAUCUUUUAAGUCAAAUUCGACACCAAUGUAUAUCACAUGAUUAGCAGCAGAAGAUGCAUGCAUUGGAUAGAUUUAGUACCCAAAACAAUCUCCAAACACGGUACGAAAGAGAAGAAUAAUUCAUUUCAUAUCGUUAAAAAAUUUACAACUGUAUAAGAAUCCUGUAAUGAGUUCAUAAAUUCCUAUAUAUAUUUAUGUAAAGAAGAAAAAAAUCAGAUAGAAGAACAAAAAAUUAAAUUGAAAAAGAAUGGCUUUGUAUGACUGCUGUGUGUUUACAUAGGUGCCUGCCUACCUAGCUGGAAGCACCCCUUGCUUUGAAUUUGUUAGAGAAGAAGAGAGAGACCUCAACUCCCAAGGCAAUGAACCUGUUGCAGGGUCAGCAAAGUAGGCCAAAACAAAGUCUCUUAAUCCAGUGUCCCAAACUUCACAGAAUUGCCGUUUCCAAUUGGGUGGUUCAAUGGCUGCGGUGCCUAAGCCCGGUGCUCUAUCCUUUGAUCCCUUAUUUUGUUCCUCUUGCCAAUCAACAACAUAAGUAGCCACCCUUCGGUAGAACUUGGCUCUAAAGGUAUCCCACACCUGGUAUUUGUAGUGGUUAAUCAGGGCAAUGUUUUCAGGUACAUUCAGGUACCUAUACCCCUCCUUGAGCCUGAAGUGGUGCACUACAUUGAGAAGAGUCACGUCCAGCAAUUCAGGGCGCACAAUAGAUUUAUGUCUCUCGGGGCUUUGGAGCCGGCAAGUGUAUCCUACAGUCACCCCUUUCGGUGGGGGAGAGCUCAACCCUGAUGGUCCAAAGCUGUGGCAAGUUGUUCUUAUCUCAGCAAUUGAGGUGGAUGAGGAGAAGUUGGCCACAAGCUCUCCCAGCGAAUUCUGACCCGGAAAACCAAGUCCCUGGGGCUGCCGAAACGUGUUAGGGAGGUAGAAGAACUCAUCCACAUCAAAAAAUCCGACCCAGUUGCAUUCUUCUCUUGCUUUCAACGCACAAUGUGAGAAUCCAGCUUCCUGUGUUUUAAUCCAUGGCCAGCUUUGUCUACUCACAUUGUAUCCUUCAAGGUCAAGCUCUUGAACUACUUCUUCAAUCCCAUCAUCACUAUUGUUGUCGUAUAUGAACCAGCCCUCGAUUCCAAGCCACGCAUGGUACAUAAUCCACUCCCUCAGAGCAGGAGCUUGGUUCCACACCAUUGUACACACACAAAGCUCAUGCUUCUUCUUCUUCUUCUUCAACUCAUUUCUUCUUCUGUUUAUCUGUACACGGGAUUUAGAACUGUUAAUUCUAGCAGCGGAAGGUAAAGCAUUACGGCGUGGAUAUUUCUGAUUCCUACUGGUAUAACCAAUGGUUACACGAAUUCCCUUAGCCUUUUCUGGAUUAAUUUGAAUACUCCUAGGCAAUGGGCACCGGACAACCUCUUGUGCCGCCGUUAUCGCCGGAGUUGUAAGCACAAACCCUUCGUCUGUUUCCCCACGCUUCAACCCAAAUCGACAUCGUAACUGAGUCGGAUCGGAUUUCCGAUGGGGCCUGAGAUUCAACCCCUUAACGAACACAACAACCGUAUCUCUAUCCAGAACAGCCUCAUAAACUACCUUGUCCCAUGAAUGUACUACCCGCUUAAUAGGUGAGGAGGGCCAAUACUCGUUCACAGAGUCUCCGCGUCUCCUCAAAUCCACUGCAGCGGAGUAAUUCGCCGGAGGAUGUGGACAUCUCACAAUCGAUCGGAACUCAUCGUAGCCGUCGGUGGACAAUGCCGGUCGAACAACGAGCCCAGCUCUUCCCUCGUCAAUUAACUCCCUGGAGCCAUUGGUGGAGGAGAUGUAGUAGACGCAGUCGAGCAAGGCAGGCUGGCGAAGUCUAGCACCGGCCACCAGUAGAAGUACAUGGUCAGGGAACAAGAUUCGCUCUUCCACUCUGGAAACUCGUUGUUGUCUUCUGGUGCCAAAAGAAUCAAGGAUAGAGUUGCUGGCGGCGGAGUAGAAGAGAGUAAAGGUCGGGGAGGAGCUUAGAGCAGGUCGAAACGACGUCGGACUGAGGGGAAAACGGUCGGAGGACAAGAAGAGAAGGAAGACAAAGAAGGAGAGGCAUACGACUAGAGAUCUCACUGAGCAGAACUUUGGCGGAAGGUAAGGCUUACCUAAACGCUUUCUCUUCCGCCGUUGCUCGGAAUCCAUAACAAGUAGUUUUUUUACUAGUCUGAGCUUAAAAAGGCAGAAGAGCCAAAACGGUAUGAUAUAAAAAAUAUUAUAUAUAUAUAUAUAUAUAAUUGUUGAAUAUUGGGAGGUGGUUGAAAGGAGUAUGAAAUGGAAAAUGGAAACGUGGUGCAGAUCUGGAACCGACAAAGUUGGAAGGUGUGUGAGAUUAUUCCGAUAUGCGUGAGGGAGUGGCGAAUGGGGAGAGAGGAGAGAUAUAGGACGCGUUGUUUGGAGCCGUCAAAUGAGAGUGAGAGAGAGAGAGAGAGAGAGAGAGAAGGAAGGAACGAAGGGGAGGCUGCAGCCGUUCCGUGUUAAUUAGUUUUAGUAUU